AUGACACCUAUCCAUUAUGCCUGCUCGUCAUCUUACUUUAUAGGUCUUGUAGGCCUAGUAUUAUAUCGAACACAACUCCUAUCUGCACUUCUAUGCUUAGAAGCUAUAAUGCUUAUCCUUUUUAUCUCUCUUUCCUUAUGAGCCCUUCAACUUAUAUCAACAAUAUUUGCUGCCUGCCCUAUAAUUCUUUUAGCUUUAUCAGCUUGUGAAGCAAGCGCAGGACUUGCCCUUUUAGUUGCCACCGCCCGCUCACAUGGAAGCGGCCGACUUAAAAACUUAAGCCUCCUACGAUGUUAA
Oryzias melastigma (Indian medaka) is the source of this 297-nucleotide messenger RNA. The record is from the annotation of a RefSeq genome assembly. Lineage: Eukaryota; Metazoa; Chordata; Actinopteri; Beloniformes; Adrianichthyidae.